Somion occarium is the source of this 2374-nucleotide messenger RNA. The record is from the annotation of a GenBank genome assembly. Lineage: Eukaryota; Fungi; Basidiomycota; Agaricomycetes; Polyporales; Cerrenaceae.
GCAUUGUUCUCUUACCGACCAUUGUACUUUAUCCGACCGUCAUACAUAUAAGCAACAUGGCCACUUACUAUGCUCCAUCCCGUUCCCCGGUGGACUGGACUCAAGGAUAUAGACAAAGAACGCGGUCCAUCGACCCUUUAGACUACUUUACACCAACUUAACCUUUGACUGCUUAGCCCCUUUGACUUUGACCGGAACAAAUUUCCAUUGCCACUUAAAGGACACUUUCCCAAAGGUCUCCUGGAUUUCACAACCCACUUUUUGAACCACAGCCCCAACCCAUACACUGUCUUUGCUCCCUCACACGAUACUCAACGCCAAGAUGCGCUGCCCAUUCCUUACUUUACGAUUCGUUAUAUUCGCUAUUGCUAUGUAUCUAAAUAUUUUGGCAUUCGGCUUCUCAAUAUGGAACAUUGUAGCAAUGAAAGAUGCUGGCGUAUCAGCUGUAGGCGCGCCUCUAUUCAUCAUUUUCAAUAGUUGUGCUCUGGUCUUCUUCCUUCUGUUGGCCGUGGCAGAACUUGUUAUCCCUUCCGCCAAGACUGCUCAAGUUUCCUUUGAGUGUCUAUGGACAGGUGCUCUUAGCACACUACAACUCGCUGCUGCUCUGAACAUCACCAUAAGAGGCCCUCCCAUAUACUGCGGCUCUCAAUCAUCCGAGGCUAUCUGUGGCUCGUCCUUUGUUCUCGUGGUCCUCACUUGGAUAUCGUGCACUUCGCUAUUGGUCUAUUUUCUUGCACUCCUCGUUACUGCUCUCUCCCACUGGAAAUCGUAUCGCGGCGUAUGGUCCACCACGGUGUACAACGUUCCUUGGUUCACCGAACGCGAUGUGCCACGACCUCCCUCGACAAGGCCGGUGUCCAUGCCGACUCCACCGAAGCCAUUCAAGUUGAAGGCACAGAAAAUGCCAUAUGUAAAUCCUCUCUUCAAUGGGACAGACGAUGACCUCCCUCUGAGUCCUCCGAGAGCUCCCUUCGCGGACAUCGAGAAAGGAUUGUCCGGUACACGGCCCACUCUGCCUCAUGAAAGCAGCAGGGAGACUUUCCGACCCACUUGGGCGAAGAGCCUCAAAGUACGUCGAGGCCUUGAUCAUCCUUUUGGCGCACCGAAGACGCGGCCCAUCACUGCCAUAAUCAAGUCAUACUGGUCACCAUCUUCUGCCCCUUCUCCGCCACCUAAGCCUACCCCGCUGGUCCUUCCAAAGUUGGAUCUUAGUCUCGACAUGAACGGUCCGCAUUAUCGUCGGGAGUCGCAAACGACGCGUUCCUCUUACAGCCAGUUCCCUGCUGCCGUCGCGAAUCCUGACAGACCCAUCGAGUUCGGUCGACUCUCGGAGUGGGUUCGGGCAGAUAUGGCUGCGGGAAUCAACGUGCAUUCUACUCCGCAGUUGACACCGCGUUAAUGGAUCCCACCUUCGUACUUCUUUUCCAUCACGAAGAACCAAUGCCAAGAUGACAUCACGAACACUGUAUUGAUAUUCGCAUUCCCUCAUUUGGACCGUAUUCGAACACCUUGUAGCCUUAUAUUAUAUGCAUGAAUCCUUGGAAAUAAAGGACGAGUCUUGUAUCCCGUAUCAUUCAGCUUGAUGACGGGGCGCCUUCAGUUUCUAACCACGAUAUUCUUGCACGCAGCUCCUGAUUUUCGUCUUUUGCUACGGUCAGGGCCCGUUGUACAGUUUCGAGCUCUUCCCGAGUUUCCAUGAGGGCCUUUGCAUUUUCUUCUUCCAGGUCCCCAGCUCCAACGGCAAUACCUGAUUGCCCAAGACUAAAUUAUAUCUGCCUGAACUGCAUGUACGCGAUAUUACUUACCUCCGACCAGCUUGACAAGACGCCAUAACCGGAGAAUAACGAGCAGGGAAGCAAGUUCUCUUUCCUUUCCCCUCAAUACAAUCUCUAAAAUGAAGGUUGUGAUAAUGAUGAAAGCAUCAAAGAGAUGCAAGCCAGCAUGAAGUUUGUUUCCCAUCGGAUUAUAGAAGCUCGGACCCAGCGCCCAUAGUGUAAGUGGUAUUUCGAUGAGGAAUAAUGUGGUAAUGACGAGAGAUAUGUGAGAAAGGACGUCCAGCCAUAUAGGUGCGCCAGGGCCUUCGAUGGGAGUACAUGAAUCCGAGAGAAUGGUGUAUGCGAGAUCGGUCAACACGCAUGCAGAAUCAAUCACGACCUAUAUAUCCACACCGACGGCAAUGAAGCGACGUUGGAGGUGGUUCGCAGUGCUAUAUGUAGAAAUAAAUACGUGCCAGGGUGAGGACAGUGUAAUGCAUUGGCCGGGACUCGAGAAACUCGGCCAUCCGUUUCUUCCAAUGAUGUUGUCGACCAUGGGCAGUAUUUUCAACAUCAGUGUCAGCGUAUGCGUCUUGUGAAGGUAAUAGAGGUUGUUGUUC